Messenger RNA from Staurois parvus, 464 nucleotides. Lineage: Eukaryota; Metazoa; Chordata; Amphibia; Anura; Ranidae. The record is from the annotation of a GenBank genome assembly.
GGACACAGCGGAUCACCGAUCCACGGAAAGAGCCGAAGAUGUCGGCUCGGUCAUGUGAUCAGCUGUGUCCAAUCACAGCUGAUCACAUGGGACAUGUACACUGAUCACCAAAGCACUGAUCAUCAGUGUGCCCUGAUGAUCAGUGUAGCCCCAGCAGUGCCACCUGUCAGUGUCUAUCAGUGCCAGCUCUCAGUGCUCAUCAGUGCCACAUUUCAGUGCCUACCAGUGCACAUCAAUGCCACAUAUCAGUGCCCAUCUGAGCUGCCUUUCAGUGUCACCCAUCAGUGCCAGUCAGUGCCACCUAUCAAUGCCAAUCAGUGCCACCUAUCAGUGCUGCCAAUCAGUGCCGCCUAUCAGUACCGCCUAUCAGUGCCAGUCAGUGCCACCUAACAGUGCCAGUCAGUGCCGCCUAUCAGUGCCAUAUAUCCGUGCUGCCUUUCAGUGUCCAUCAGUGAUGCCUGUCA